Apodemus sylvaticus (European woodmouse) is the source of this 1464-nucleotide messenger RNA. RefSeq names its product carboxypeptidase B1 (gene Cpb1). Gene Ontology annotation, molecular function: zinc ion binding; metallocarboxypeptidase activity. Lineage: Eukaryota; Metazoa; Chordata; Mammalia; Rodentia; Muridae. The coding region runs from base 51 to 1298 and encodes 415 amino acids. The record is from RefSeq and is a predicted model, not a curated record. The transcript is spliced from 11 exons. Gene Ontology annotation, biological process: proteolysis.
GGCUAUAAAAGCAGGAGAGUCCAGGUAGCCCAGUAAUUCAGGCAGACACCAUGUUGCUGCUCCUGGCCCUGGUGAGUGUGGCCCUGGCUCAUGCCUCUGAGGAGAGCUUUGAUGGCAACCGGGUGCUCCGUGUCAGUGUAUAUGAUGAAGAUCACGUCAACUUAAUUCAGGAACUAGCCAACACCAAACAGAUUGAUUUCUGGAAACCAGAUUCUGCCACCCAAGUGAAACCUCUCACUACAGUUGACUUUCAUGUUAAAGCAGAAGAUGUUGCCGAUGUGGAGAACCUUCUAGAGGAGAAUGAAGUUCACUAUGAGGUAUUGAUAAGCAAUGUGAAAAAUCUUCUGGAAGCCCAGUUUGAUAGCCACACCCGUGCAAGUGGACACAGCUACACCAAGUACAACAACUGGGAAACGAUAGAGGCGUGGAUUCAACAAACUGUUGCUGAUAAUCCAGACCUUGUCUCUCAGAGCGUCAUUGGAACCACAUUUGAAGGACGUAACAUAUAUGUCCUCAAGAUUGGCAAAGCUGGACCAAAUAAGCCUGCCAUCUUCAUCGACUGUGGUUUCCAUGCCAGAGAGUGGAUUUCUCCUGCAUUCUGUCAGUGGUUUGUGAGAGAGGCUGUCCGCACCUAUGCUCAAGAGAUCCACAUGAAACAGCUUCUUGAUGAACUGGACUUUUACGUUCUGCCUGUGGUCAACAUUGAUGGCUAUGUCUACACCUGGACUAAGGACCGAAUGUGGAGAAAAACACGCUCUACUAGGGCUGGAAGUUCCUGCCUGGGUGUAGACCCCAACAGAAAUUUUGAUGCUGGCUGGUGUGAAGUGGGAGCUUCUCGGAGUCCAUGCUCUGACACUUACUGUGGGCCAGCCCCAGAGUCUGAGAAAGAGACAAAAGCUCUGGCAGAUUUCAUCCGCAAUAACCUCUCCACCAUCAAGGCUUACCUGACAGUCCACUCAUACUCACAGAUGAUGCUCUACCCUUACUCCUAUGACUAUAAACUGCCUGAGAACUAUCAGGAACUGAACGCCCUGGUGAAAGGUGCAGCAAAGGAGCUUGCCACUCUGCACGGCACCAAGUACACAUAUGGCCCAGGAGCUACAACGAUCUAUCCUGCUGCUGGGGGAUCUGACGACUGGGCUUACGAUCAGGGUAUCAAAUAUUCUUUUACCUUUGAACUCCGGGAUACAGGCUUCUAUGGCUUUUUGCUUCCUGAGUCUCAGAUUCGCCAAACCUGUGAGGAGACAAUGCUUGCAGUCAAGUACAUUGCCGAUUAUGUCAGAGAACAUCCAUAUUAGUGAAGAAUCUGGACCACCUUAUUUCAAAAUGCUUACUGUUCAUUUCUUGUCCAUCUUGACCUUGUUUGGAGGCUUGCAGAUUCUACUCUUUCUCUUACUUUUCUUGGUGUAUUGACCAUUUGGAUUUCUAAAACAUCUCAAUAAAAUCAUAUCAUUAUUAAAAAAA